CAUAUUAAUAUAUUUAAUACCAUGAUUGAUAAUAAUAGUCCCAUAUCCAACGAUAUAAAAACCUUACAUCAGUUAUCAGAAAAUGUGCUAUGCCAAAGACUUUUAUCUCAAAAAAAUCUGCCUAAUAGUGGAUUGUCAAUAACUGAUAAUGACAUAGAGAAAUCACUCAGGAUUGUACAAAUAAAAGAUGAUAAGGAUUUACAUAAUUUAUUUCAUAAUAUUAUCAAUUCCAAUGAUAAUAAAUAUUACAUAAAAUUAUUAAUCACUCAGAAUACAUUAGAAAAAAAUAAAAUAAUUCCGUAUAUGCUUAAUUUGCUUGUAGCAAAUGGAAGCUUUGACUUUGAAAACAACUAUAUUAUAGAUUAUCCACAAAAUCUUAUAAAAAUUCUGAAUAUUUUACCACUAAUUGACAAAGAUAUAGAGACACAAUUUUGGAGCAUACUUUCCACCGUCGUUAAAAAGCACGUGCGGAAUUUACAGGCCUCUACGGAAAUUCAUCUUUUGCAAUACGUUCUCAGGAAAUUACGAAUUACCGAUGGGGUCAUCGCAGAUUUUCUUAUCGAAAUUACGGGAGCUCUGCUCAGCUACAGCGUGAACGUUACUGAAUUCAAACUUUUUUUGCAAUUUUUCCAGUUACAAGAAAAUGGCUUAUGGAAUCAGCACGCCAAAAAAUUGAUUGACGUUCUAUGCGCAUCUAUAAGAAGAUCGUGCCCGGAAAAUUUCUUCGCCUUUUCUGGAGACACGAAAUCUAUGAUCUCUUUGCCGCCCUUCUCCAAAUGGCCCACUCAAUACGGGUUCACAUUUAAUGCUUGGAUACAAAUGGAAAACAUCAAUAAUAUAACCAAAUACGAUAAGGAUAAACAAUAUUUGUUCAAUUUUGGUUCUAAUAACGAGGGAAAUGCAUUCCGCUCCUAUUUCAUAGGCAAAUGCUUGAUUGUUCACAAUUGCGUUAAUAACCUUCCGCUUACUUCCGGAAACGGUAAUAAGGAUUUUGUACAUUGCCUACCAUUCGAAUUCGUAGUUAAAAGGUGGUACAUGAUAAGCAUAGCUUACGUGAGAAAUCGUUGGAGCAAAAGCGAAAUUCACUGUUACGUUAACGGGGAGCUCAUAUCCAGACUCGAGACUAAUUGGAUUGUGUCCAUCAGUGAGACUUUUGGUAAUUGUUCGAUUGGGAAUUCAUUCUGUGGGCAAAUAUCCGCCACCUAUCUUUUCCAAGAAUCCCUUAAUAACCAACAAAUUAACGCCAUCUACAAACUGGGACCAUCGUACGGGGGUCAGUUCAAAUACGAGAACGAGUCCCAAAACAUUAGGCGACUCAACGAAGCCGACAAAAAAGCUUUAUACGACGGGAAACUCAAUGGCUCCAUAGUAUUUCUUUACGACCCGUUAGCAUGUGACGGGCAAUUAUGCCUAGAAGGUUCUCCCAGGAACAAUUCCAAUUACUUCGUUCAUUCUCCCCACGCUCUCAUGAUUGGGGACGUAAAGGCUAUAAAUACCCACACGCUCACAGACACCAUGCAUUCGCUAGGCGGAAUCUCGUUAUUAUUUCCUUUAUUCGAACAAAUCGAUAUAAAACACGAGAUUCCGCUACCGCCAUCAACUACUCAUAUUGAUAGAGGCACUUUGUUGACGCGAGCAGGAGACAUUGAUUACACCUUGGGUGGUAAAUUGAUCAGGCUUAUAAAAGAGUUGGCUAUCGAUUCGCACGACGUUUGCUCUCAGCUCGUACAAACCAAGGGGAUCAUUAUGAUGGCUUACUUUUUGAACAAUACAUCCAGGCGGCACCUCAACGAAACGGUUGUUGAUUCCUUCGCGAAUUUGAUCGAAAAGUGCGAGCAAUUUGCUAUGGCUAAGCAAAUUAUGGAUUUCAUUUUCUUUAACCCUCAACUAUGGAUAACGGCUCAGCCGAAGAUUCAAGCUCGGCUAUACACCUACUUGGCCACCGAGUUCAUCAUCAAGACGGACUGCUAUAAAUCAGCCCGAAACGAGAUAGUAUCCCAAACCCUAAGCUCUCUCAAAUAUUUCUACUACGUGGUCCCUCCUUAUUGGACCUCUGGCGGGGAAAAUUUACUAUAUCCUGAUCGUGAAUCUAUAUCGCUUCAUAAAUCCGAAGAUUCGAUGGGUGAGCAUGAGACCAAAAGUUCGUUAGGUGACAAUGAAUCGAAUAAAUUUGCUAACUGGACCUAUGUCACAGGAAGCGAUCUUUAUAACGGAAGUGGAAAGUCCGCAAAUAAAGUUGUUCAUAACCUGCCAAGACAUAAGACCGGAUGGGAUAAAGAUACUGAUGAAAUUACGGAAGAAAUAGCGAAAAAUAUUUGUAUUUAUAACACGCUCCCCAAUGAAAUUUUAUACCUUCAGACCAUAUUCAGCCCUUCCACUCAAGGUUCUGAACUGUUUACGAUGGGUACGAGUAAAACGGAUGCGGGGGACGGGAGUUUAAACAAGUAUUCCGAAACUAACGAGUCCAAAUGUGACGAGAGGCCCAGCCAAAUAGAAAUUUUAAAUUUGAGGGCGUACAUGGUUCUUUUUCUCAAACAGAUCCUAUUGAGGGACGGGGGAAUCCGGGAGAAUGAGAUGGGUCAUUUCAUCGAUUUUUUGGCAACCGUCACUGAGUUCGAGAACAUUCAAGAUGUCUUGCAAUUAUUAAUCUCCCUCGCCUCCGAGCACCCUUCUUCGUUCGUGCCAGCAUUCGAUAGAAAAUUGGGAAUAAGGAUCAUCUUCAAGCUGCUGAAUUUUGAACAAGAAAUCAUCAGAGCCCAGGCACUCAAGUUGUUAGGACUCUUUAUGACGCACAGCACUCAAAAACGUAAAGAUGAUGUUAUGCAAGCCCACGAUCUAUUUUCCUUGCUGGGCGAAAGGAUAAUCAUGUUAGGACCCCAAGCUUACACGACAUCCAUUCACAGUAUUUUGAUGGAAAUCUUACUAGAGCGUAUGAGUUCCUACACUCUCAUGAACAUCUCCCCAACUGCGUGCUUCCUCUCUGCUUCACUCUCUCCCCCUCAAAUCCGAAAUUUCUCCACAAAAUACCCCGACGAUUAUCCCAGCGAUCGCUCCCCGAAAGCCGAUUCAUUCGACUACAGCAGCUUGAAUGGGAAUAGCACAGAAGAAGUAGGAAGGAAGCCACCGGAUUCUCCUUCCGGUCGCAAAUCUUCCUCAACGCCAGCCGCGGCGGUUUACAAGAUGGAGAAUCCGCAGUUGUUGAGUGUAAUCGCCUACGUGUUGAACAUUUUUACGCGUAGAAUCACCUACGAAUUUGAAGAGGCGCUUUGCCCCGAUGAUGAAUGUAUCAAGGUCGACGAGAAGAACGGAUCCGGGAAAUUUAGUAGGGAGGCUAGGGAACGGUUAAUUGCUCACUUCUUGGACUUGAAACUACACUUUAUAAAUGAUUUAACUUUUUUGUGCGGGCAAAGUGCUGAAAACCGACGGAAAAUAUUGCAGAUGUCUGUGUGGCAAGAGUGGCUCCUAGGUCUUGUGAUAGUUCGACCUAUCUCGCAAAAAGAGGUCCAAAUAAGCCAAGGAGUUUUGGGGCUUUUAUCUUCGCUCAUUCACCACGCCAUAAAAUACGAAUACGGGGGUUGGAGAGUUUGGGUCGAUACCAUGGCUAUCAUCCAUUCACUGGUUUCUAAGGAGGACUACCGCUUAAAAUACAACACGCCAAUCCGCUCCGCGGAUAAACAUACGGACGAUUCAACUGUUCGUUCUCAAUCAGUAGCAGUCAACGGAUCACCUUCUGCCAUUAAUUCUCCAAAUAUAAAUAUUUGUCCUAAGGAAUCCGGCGGUAGCGUUCCUUUCAAAAUACCCGAUUUCAAGUGGUCGACCAUACAUCUUGGCCUUUUGUCCGACAUUUUGACAAGGCUGGAAAAAGAUAUCGAUAACUGGAAAAACGAGGCCGGUCGAAAUCUGAUAGACCUAGUAAAUUUCAGCGAGAAUCAAAUCUUCGUUCAAAAUGCCAUUCAUUUCUUGUCGCAGAUGAUGGACAAUUUUAUCGUGAGUUCGGGGGGAGUCAUACAGUUGCUGGCUUACACUACCAACACUUCCAACGUUACCUUCAAUCCUUACCAGCCUAGUCCUAUGUCGAGUUACGGAGAGGAACGCGGUGAAAAUUAUGAAUAUGCUAAUGGCCACAGGGGCUCGGGGGACCGUUCCCAGGAUCAAACUCCGCUAACCCCUUCAAAGGUUAUGGCUUACUUAGUGAGAUUUAUCAAUCUAAUCGACGUUUUCGUGCUAGCUAGUUCGGUGAGUUUUCACGAGAUGGAGAGCGAAAAAAACAUUCCCCCGGGAGGCAUAUUAAGACAGUGCCUUAGAUUAGCUUGUAUUUGCACCGUUAGGAAUUGCUUGGAGAAUCAAUACAGGAAAUAUCUCCAAUCUCUCCUCAAUUCUCCUCUCGCUAGAUAUCGCAGCAACCAGUCACCCAUAAAUCAAAUAGAUCCUACCGUGAUCGACAUCAUAUUGGGGGGAAAUGUUGAUAAAAACACGACUGGGUACAGUCUCAUGACUCCGAAUAUUCAAGAUACGGAAGUUCUGUUGCAAAAUAUUGAUGUGACUCGUUUGAAAGCUAUCAUAUACCGAGAUAUAGAAGAAACGAAACAAUCCCAGUUCUUAGCCUUGUGUGUAAUGUAUUUCGUUUCCGUUCUCACCGUCUCCAAGUACAGGGACUUGCUGGAACCUCUAAACAAUUACGAUAAUAACCAGCACGGUAAUUUCUCUGCUCAUCAUCCUCCACAUUUAAACGCCUCGUCACGCAAGAUCCCUGAUCAAACGAAUAUUUCCAACAAUGAUAAUGGUAGACUGGCACAGCACUACCCUUGGAACAAUUCGGACAAUACUAAUAACGCCGCUCGGUCCCAUCAAAAACCUUUGCCCCACUCUGUAACCAUUAGUUCCGAAAAUGAGGAAGAGGACGAGGAAGACCUGGAAAGUAUCAAGGAAGGCCAAAUAAUCGAGAUGCGGCUCCAACCCGUCGCGCUCGAUUCGCCCAAUAGUUUGGAUAACGAGUUGAAUGACAAUAUCGACAACGGUAUGGAACAGGAUAUGGAUUACGGCGACGGAGAGUAUGCUGGUUCUGCCAAUUAUAUUGAAAAACGAUCGACUAUUGAAACGAACAACAGAGCCUCAGAAGAUGCGACUAUGAGAGGCAAAAACGUUGAUUUUGAUUUGGGAACGGAUCGAAUCCAUCUUCCCAAUCACGAAUCUAUGGUCGAUCAAUACGAAAAUGUUGGCCAUUUUAAUCAAGCGAAUAUUGUCGACGAUAAUAAUCAAUACGGUAAUCGAUUCAACGAAGCGAAUCAUUUUACCCCCCGAGAACACUCGCACACUACCAGCGUAUCUGAGAAGACCGAUUACAUAACCAAAAAGAUAGAAAGAGUCCUGAGUGGCAGCGCUUAUCUCCUGAAAGAAGUUCUGAAUGAUUUUUUACCCUUCAUGACCAAAACGUUUCUGGGGACCCAGGGUCACGAGUUACUGAAAAAUGCUAACGGUUUAGCUACCCUGAAAGAUAAUUGCGUGAUAGAAUUCAUCAUGAUGCUAUGUUCCCAGGAAUGGCAGAAUUCCUUGCAAAAACACGCCGGUUCAAAUUUCCUUGAGUUGAUCAACGAAGGAAGAAUACUAAGUCACGCUAUGCGAGACCAUGUUAUACGCGUGAGCAACGAGGCCGAUUUUAUCCUCAACAAAAGCCGGGCCCAGCAACUCAAGACCCAUUCGCUUUUCGAAGAGCUAUGCGCGCAAAUGCAAUUGGCUUAUCACGAUAGCAAUCAAUCUACCGACAUUUCAUCAUCGAAUUCUAACAACAAAAACCUUAAAAACUCCAAGCUCAAGUGCAGGGAGUACGCCAGCGCGCUCAAGAUUUUGAAUCAAAUCACCAGGAAUCGACAUUUGCUCUAUGGAACCACGAACGUUCGUUUAGGAAAUCAGAAUGUUUUUCUUGAUUACGACCCUUCUUUUGAAGAUUCGGGGACUAGGGGCAAAAAGGUUUAUUGGAAGCUCGACUUUUGGGAGGACGAUUGCCGAAGAAGGAAAAAGUUGAUGGUGAACCCUGUCGGUACUUGCCAUUCGGAAGCUGCCGACAACGCCUUCGCAUACGAUGACAACGAACCCCCGCACUCUUCUAACCCUACAUCGGAGCCCCAAGCGGAAAAGGACGAUAACACUAAAGGAUCAGCAGAAAACUAUAAGACACAAACAAGCAAUGACCCUAAUCUAAAUAUGAAUCAAGCGGCCGUCGAGAAGCUGAAACUGUACCGGGCCAAACUCACCGAGAGCAGGGACUCAUUCGACGAUACUAUUAGCGUCAGUGACAUCAUUACCCCCGGAUUGGAAGAAAAGGACAUCAUGGAGGCGUUGUUAGUCGAGAGUGACGUAUCUUUCACAACCAAAUGCGAGAUCGUCACGAUGGGCGUUUCGGUCCACGGAAACAUUUUGCUCUCCAAAAACAUGUUUUUCUUCGAAGUCGAUGAAUCCAUCCAUAAAAAUCAAAUGAUCGAUCCUGAAAUUUUGAAAUACUUGGACACCAAUGUAGGAGGCGGGUGCGUCAAAUGGAAUUUUUGCGACAUCACGGCCAUUUUCUCGAGGCGUUACCUGCUGCAAAAUAAUUCCUUGGAAAUUUUUCUGACAUCUAACACGUCCGUCAUGUUUUCCUUCCCAGAUAGAAAUAUAGUCAAAAAAAUAGUUAGUCUCUUGCCAAAAGUUGGUUGCGGACCCAAGUACGGCAUACCUAAAUCGAGGAAAUCUUCCCUCAUGUCCCCCAAGCAACUCUUCAAGGCUUCCAACAUGACCGAAAAGUGGAUGCAAAGAGAAAUUUCUAACUUCGAUUACCUCAUGUUUUUGAACACCAUAGCUGGCCGAAGUUAUCAAGAUCUCAAUCAAUACCCCGUUUUCCCUUGGAUCCUUUCCAAUUACGAAACCAAAGAACUGGACCUAAACGACCCCAUUAAUUACAGGGACCUAUCUAAACCUAUUGGCGCCAUAAACAACGACAGAAGAAACAUAUUCGUCGAACGUUACAAAACCUGGGAACACAACAGUAUUCCGCCAUUCCAUUACGGCACCCAUUAUUCCACCUCUGCCUUCGUUCUCAAUUGGCUACUGCGAAUAGAACCAUUCACUACCCUUUUCAUAAAUUUGCACGGUGGAAAGUUUGAUCAUCCUAACAGAAUUUUCGGGUCUAUCAAAACGGCCUGGUACAAUUGCCAGAGGGAUACCUCCGAUAUUAAAGAACUGAUCCCCGAACUAUUUUACUUUCCUGAAAUGCUUUGUAACCUAAACGGUUACCCUCUUUACCCGCUUUGCCAAAAUGACCAUCGUGGACCUCUCCAAAAUGAUUAUAAGGAAUCUCUGCAUGUUGUUAAGGGUAACGUGGAAUUACCUCCAUGGGCUUUGAACGAUCCCAAUAAAUUCGUAAGGAUUCACGCCGAAGCCCUAGAAUCGGAAAUUGUUAGCUGUAGCCUUAAUAGAUGGAUAGACCUUAUUUUCGGUUAUAAACAGAGAGGUUCAUCUGCGGUGGAAGCCCUAAACGUAUUCUAUUACCUAACCUAUGAGGACAAUUUUAAUCUGCGCGAUAUGAUGGACAUCCCUUUGAAAGAAGCCUUGGAAAACCAGAUCAAAAACUUUGGUCAAACUCCGUCUCAACUUUUGGAUUCACCACAUCACCCACGCCAAUCCCUCAUGCACAUUAGCCCUCGCAUGUUUACGCCUAUAAAACCCGACCAAGAAAUCACGACCGUAAAAUUUCCCUUCAAUGCUUCGAUAAUUCACGUUUCCCUUUCCAAGCUCGAUUUUUCGUCUUCGGCGAAUUCGUAUAAUAGCAAUAACCAACAUUUGUUAACGCUCAUUAAUUCCAAUUUCACCGUUGCCGUCAAUAAGUGGAACCAUGAUUAUAAAACUCAUUUGAUGCCUCCCAGCUUUGCCGAAAAAGAAACGAUAGCCCAGCCUAAUCUGAUCAUCGUAGAUCCUUUUUUAACUCAAUCCACCGGACCUACCUCCGUUUCCUCUAAAAUGGCGGCCAGCAUACAACGCGAUGUUCGCGAUCACGUCGAUCCUCGUUACAAAUACGGACCGGCUUCCGUCAUAGCGUCACGCGAUGGUCGUCAUCUUGUCUUAGCCGGAUUUCGGGAUAAAAGCUUUAGGGUGCUAAAUUGUGAUAACGGUAAAGUUAUACAAACGGUUUACUCUCACAGGGAUAUAGUCACCUGCCUCGCCAUUUCUCCUUUCACCUUCGUCAAUAACUUUUACAAUUCCUCGGGCUAUUCUUUUUCCUCGCUGAGCAACAACUUUAUUACCGCCAAUUCCAAUCUCCCGGGAAAUAACGAAAGCAUCGCCAAUCCCGCUUUCGACGUAGCGCAAGAUUUUUAUUUUGCAACGGGGUCACGCGAUGCCACCGUUAAAAUAUGGCGGUGGUAUUCUGCCAGCAAUCACGUGAUGGGUGCUAUGGCUUCAUCCGUUUCUUCGAGAGAAUCACCUUUUCCUCUGGUAACUCUUAUAGGCCAUGAAAGUGGAAUUGUAUCCAUCGCUUUGUCUACUGAGUUGGGAAUAGUGCUUAGCCUCUCUAAAAACAACCUUUGCCUAAUUCACAACGUUAAUGGUCAAAUCAUGCAUGCCAUCCUCCCUCCCACAAAAAAAUUGACAAUGAUAGAAUCCAGCAUAGCACCUAUCAAAAAUGAUGACUACAAAUUGACUACCGUCGUCACGAGAAAAUUAGAGGAAAAAAUUUCUAAGAGUCUCUACAACAUAAGUCAAAUAAUAUUGAGUUCUCAGGGAGACGUGAUCACCUGUUUGGACAGUCAUAUAAUAAACGUAUUCUCAUUAAACGGGUAUUUAGUUGACACCAAAUCGUUUUACCACGCAAAAAUCAAAUUAAUGGAUACCUUCUCCCAAAGUUUCGUGCAAGAAGUGUUGGUCAUAAUAACCCAUACCAAUAAAGUUGAAUUUUAUGACUUAUACGAUGACUUUCACCCAUUGUACUCUUAUCAAACGCCGGAUGAUUCAACUUUGGAUAUCAAAUGCAUGACUUUUUCCCUUCAAAACAAAUACCUGAUAGUUGGUAUGACAAAUGGCACUGUGUGCUGCUUUUUAAUCGAUCACACCAAAUGGAAUAAAAAAUCUCCAUAAGAAAAAAAUAUAUAAAUUUUAAAAUAAUUAUCAUUAUGCCCCAUUUUGAAUUUCAUAUAUGUUUGAACAAAAAUUGGCGCGAACCGUAAUCAUGAACAUAUGUUUUUUUCCAAAUGUCAUUCAUUCCUAAGUUGUUUUGUAUUAUUCUUUUUUUUCCUUAGAACUUUUAUUAACAUUCCCAAGUAAAAACUUUAUUUAUUUAUUUUUUUUACUAUAAACUUAAAAAAAAGAGUAUUUCUUAUUCGUGAUUAAAAAAUAACAUUCAUUCAUAAAAAUACAUUCAUCUAAUUUUAUAUUGCAAUAUCCUCCUUCAUCAAUUAUUUAUUUUUUUUAUUUAUCAAAAUUAUAAUUCAAAACAUUUCCGCGCGAAUGCUUAUUUUAUUUUUACAUGCUGUGUCUACGCAAAAACGAAUACACAAAUUAUAGCCAAAGCUAGACAGAAAAACGAUUUUAUUUAUACGCGCGACAAAACACUAAUUUAAAAUAUUUUAAUGAAAAUAUUAUUUAUGUGAUUUAAAUCACAUUCCCUCCCACCAAAACCCUAAAUUUUAUAUUCCCGUUAUUUAUAUAUUUAUAUUAUACACUAAAAA
Molecule: messenger RNA, 9692 nt
Organism: Gordionus sp. m RMFG-2023
Lineage: Eukaryota; Metazoa; Nematomorpha; Gordioida; Chordodea; Parachordodidae
Product: neurobeachin-like
Exons: 52
Coding region: 22-9102 (3026 amino acids)
Biological process (GO): intracellular protein localization
Cellular component (GO): cytosol; membrane
Molecular function (GO): protein kinase binding
Source: RefSeq, a predicted model, not a curated record